UUUUAUUACUGAUGUCAUACUCCAAUUCACAAAUUUAUAAAAAAAAAGUGAGGCAAGUUUUCAUCUUUUCUCGAACCACUAAUAUUCAGCAGAUAACACGUCCUGGUCCAACACUAACCAAUCCCCUCUGGCCCUCUCUCUCAUUUGUUCUCGAAUUUCAGUCUUUAAAAAUAAUUUUUUUCUUUCAAUCUUAUAAGGUCUUUCCGUAGUUAAUUCCAUCAAAUAUUUAGUUUGAUCCACAUGGGCUCAAACUUGUGCUGCUCUCGCCAUCCAGAUACCUAUGAAAGUACCACGGGCAACAACGGUGACCGUAGCUUGCCAACAGGCGAUGACAAAUUUCUAUCGGACGCAAGCACUUUCUCCGUGAAGGAGCAAGAGAGUCAGCUUAAGGCAGCGAGAUUGGAGGAGCAAAGACUUGGCCGUGAAGCAGAGAAAGUCAACUCAUGGGUCAAACAUGAAUCAGCCAGGUUCGACCACCUUCCAUAGUUGACCAUUGUUUUGACCAAGCUUUCCUAGCUAUAUUCUUGUAAAACUGUCAAAAGGCUCAUGUAUAGAGUACAGAUACGAACCACGAACUAAUACAAUAUGUAUAUACUUUUUUGGUUUACAACCACAAGAAACACAAAGUGUAUUGCUUCUUACAUAAGACAUGAUACAUAUUGUUGCCUACGAA
Messenger RNA from Brassica napus (rape), 673 nucleotides. RefSeq lists its product as uncharacterized. Lineage: Eukaryota; Viridiplantae; Streptophyta; Magnoliopsida; Brassicales; Brassicaceae. The transcript has a single exon. The record is from RefSeq and is a predicted model, not a curated record. Bases 241 to 486 code for a protein of 81 amino acids.